CCAGCCAGGGGGCGCCCGUGGCCUGGGUGGGGUAAUCGAGGGGCAGGGAAAAUGGCAGACGGCUUUUCGCUUAAUGAUGCCGUAUGUGGGUCUGGGAACCCCAACCCUCAAGGAUGGCCCGGUCCAUGGGGAAACCCGCCUGCUGGGGCAGGAGGCUACCCGGGGGCUGCCUAUCCUGGGACCUACCCCGGACAGGCACCUCCUGCCGCCUACCCUGGACAGGCACCUCCUGGCGCCUACCCUUCCCCUACAGCACCUGCUUAUCCCGGACCUAAUGCCCCAGGACCCAUCCCCGGACAACCGAGUGGGCCUGCGGCCUACCCUGGUGCGGGCCCUGCUGGUGUCCCUGCUGGACCACUGACUGUGCCUCAUGAAAUGGCUUUCCCUGGAGGAGUCAUGCCUCGCAUGCUGAUAACAAUUAUGGGUACAAUAAAACCCGAUGCAAAAAAACUUGUUUUAGAUUUCAAGAGAGGGAAUGAUGUGGCCUUCCACUUUAACCCACGCUUCAAUGAGAACAACAGGAGAGUCAUUGUUUGCAACUCAAACCUGAAUAAUAACUGGGGACAGGAAGAAAGACAGAUGAUUUUCCCAUUUGAAUGUGGUAAACCAUUCAAAAUCCAAGUACUGGUUGAAUCCGACCACUUCAAGGUUGCAGUCAAUGAUGCUCACUUGCUGCAGUACAAUCACCGGAUGAAAAAUCUCAGGGAAAUCAACGCAUUGGCAGUUAGUGGUGACAUCAGUCUCAAUAGUGUUACACACACUAUGAUAUAAUCUUAAAGGGGCGGAUAUUCUUUUAAGAAAUAAAAAUGAAUGUAAACCUUACCCAUUUAAAAGUUUCAUGCUCACUGUAAGUGAAAAAUUUGCCUUUAUUCAACAACGUCCUUCUUAUAAAUCAUUCAUUUAAUAAAUAUUCUAAGAGUUAA
Myotis brandtii (Brandt's bat) is the source of this 923-nucleotide messenger RNA. It is a transcript of the gene LGALS3, whose product is annotated as lectin, galactoside-binding, soluble, 3. Gene Ontology annotation, cellular component: nucleus; immunological synapse. Gene Ontology annotation, molecular function: IgE binding; laminin binding; carbohydrate binding. The coding region runs from base 52 to 771 and encodes 239 amino acids. Lineage: Eukaryota; Metazoa; Chordata; Mammalia; Chiroptera; Vespertilionidae. The transcript has 6 exons. Gene Ontology annotation, biological process: negative regulation of extrinsic apoptotic signaling pathway; macrophage chemotaxis; negative regulation of endocytosis. The record is from RefSeq and is a predicted model, not a curated record.